Molecule: messenger RNA, 874 nt
Organism: Asparagus officinalis (garden asparagus)
Lineage: Eukaryota; Viridiplantae; Streptophyta; Magnoliopsida; Asparagales; Asparagaceae
Product: germin-like protein 9-3
Exons: 2
Coding region: 124-774 (216 amino acids)
Cellular component (GO): cell wall
Molecular function (GO): manganese ion binding
Source: RefSeq, a predicted model, not a curated record
AAUUUCACACAAUGUUGCCUUGCAAACUCCAAACAUCAGCAGGCCAAAUUUGUCUACAAACCACAACCACCUAAUAUAAAUCCAUGCUUUUCUCUUCAGCAACACAUCAACUUUAGUUCCACAAUGACGACUCUUAAAACCAUCCUCCUCUUUGCCUUCUUGCUUAUUGUGUCCCCUCUCAUCGCCAAUGCAAGCGACCCUGAUAUUCUCACCGACUUCAUUAUCCCACAAAACCUGACGCUCCCAAUGAUCAAUGGAAGCUUCUUCACUUUCAGUGGCAUGCGCAUUCUUUUUGAUGAUAAUGGCCCUGUACCCGAUUCCUUCACUGCAUAUAAAGCCUCUGCCUCUGAAUUCCCUGCACUUUUGGGUCAAAGUGUUUCCUUUGCUGUCCUGAUUUUCCCUUCAGAAACUGUAAACCCUCCCCAUACUCACCCGAGGUCUGCUGAGCUACUGUUUUUGAUUAAUGGAAUGUUGGAUGUGGGUUUUGUGGACACUGCGAAUAAUUUGUAUACGCAAACAUUGGAGCCUGGUGAUAUGUUUGUGUUUCCGAAAGGAUUGGUGCAUUUUCAGAAUUGUAAAGGGAAAGAACCAGCUAUUGCUAUGUCUGCUUUUGGGAGUGCAAGUGCAGGGACUGUGUCGAUUCCUAAAACUGUGUUUGGGUCAGGGAUCGAUGAUGAGGUAAUAGCUAAAUCGUUGAAAACUGAUGCGGCUACGGUGCAAAAGAUUAAGGCUGCCCUCCCACCUCCCCCUAAAAAAAUUGAUGUGAGGCUAUAACUUUCAUGGGCUCUUUGAUUGCGAGAAGCAAAAAAGGCGGCAUCACAUCAAAUGCGGGGCGCUUCGCCACCGCUACACAUGAGGUGCAGUGAAACGCUCG